AUGUCUGAUAGAACGACACGCAGCAAACGAAGCAAGCGUAAUAAUGCCGUCAGCAAUGUCCAUUACGUCGGCUAUGUUGAGGAUGAGGAGUCCGUCGAAGCCAUCAUGAAGAAAUUCGAGGAACUCGAGAGGAUCCAAAGUGAAAUCGCUGGCAGUUCAACACCUGGCACACCUGAUAUCACUGACAACGAUGUCCACAUGGCUUCACCCGAUGUCAAUGCGGCAGCAGCAGAGGCACGACCUUUAACAGAAGAGCAGCUGGAGGAAGUGUUUAAGCGAACGUCGGCUUUCACUGUCAAAAGUGCUAUGAUUGAUACGAAUGAGGAGGAUGUGGAUGCGCUUGAAUUAUGGCAAAUCGAGUUUCAAGAUGGCAAUACGGAAGAAUUAUUUGAGGAAGAUGAUUACAUGCAUGUCGACGAUGAUUUCUGGGAUCAAGAAUUUGGCGAUGCACCACCACGACCGAAAAGAGGACGACGUGCUGCUACUCCACGUGAACGACCUACACCAACGGGACGACGAGGAUUGGACCGGGAUAGUAUCAUUGCGAAAUACCGAAUCAUGCAAGUGCAAGUGCAGGAUCAAAAUGGCAACUUUUUCAUGGUCAAAAAACGUGUCAGUGCUCUUGAUCCAGGCUUACCAACCUACGUCAAGAUCCCUGGAGCACCAAUUCCUCGUUCAUGGGUACAUCAAAUUAUGGAAAUACCACGGAUAAGAAAGUAUUCUGGAUCACAUUUACAUGAGGUGGAUGAUAUCUUAUCUUUGGAUCUCAAGGAAUAUGGCACAGACUUUAAAGCAAUCUAUAUGGACCCUCCAUUGUUAUUACCAGGCGAAGAGCCUACACCUGGAAAGAUCCAUGUCGAUGAUUUGCUACGGUUAAACAUACCAGAGGUGAUUCCUUGCGGCUUCCUCUUUAUUUGGCUUGAAAAGGAAUGGUUGCGACGCAUCGUUGAGAUAGGAGAGCAAUGGGGAUUUAAAUAUGUUGAGAACUUUUGCUGGAUCAAGAAGAACAUCAACAACCAAAUUCACACAAGCCCAGGCACUUAUUUCAAAAAGAGCAAGCUCACCCUACUGGUAUUCCGAAAGGAAGGAGACGUGGAACUUCGACAUCAACGUAAUCCAGAUUGUGUAUUUGACUUUGUAAAACCCAUGUUGCCUGGAGAAUCCACUGAGUCCAAGCCUUCCUUUAUAUAUCAUGUCAUUGAGACCAUGUUACCAGGAGCAACCUAUCACCCAGAGACCAACCCUGAUGGAAAAGGCCUUUUGCAAUUAUGGGCGAAAAAGGGCCAGCAGAGGACAGGUUGGACAACGAUUAUCGAGAAAAAUGAUUAG
Molecule: messenger RNA, 1329 nt
Organism: Lichtheimia ornata
Lineage: Eukaryota; Fungi; Mucoromycota; Mucoromycetes; Mucorales; Lichtheimiaceae
Exons: 9
Coding region: 1-1329 (442 amino acids)
Cellular component (GO): RNA N6-methyladenosine methyltransferase complex
Source: RefSeq, a predicted model, not a curated record